This is a messenger RNA of Gregarina niphandrodes, 1659 nucleotides long. Its product is annotated as protein kinase. The coding region runs from base 1 to 1659 and encodes 552 amino acids. Gene Ontology annotation, cellular component: nucleus; cytoplasm. The record is from RefSeq and is a predicted model, not a curated record. The transcript is spliced from 3 exons. Gene Ontology annotation, molecular function: calcium/calmodulin-dependent protein kinase activity; calmodulin binding; calcium-dependent protein serine/threonine kinase activity. Gene Ontology annotation, biological process: peptidyl-serine phosphorylation; intracellular signal transduction; protein autophosphorylation. NCBI's taxonomy places the organism in Eukaryota, Apicomplexa, Conoidasida, Eugregarinorida, Gregarinidae.
AUGGGGAAUUCCUGCGUACGUGGGACGCAGGUAACCACCAAGUAUGUUAUGGGCCACACACUCGGAGUCGGCUCAUUCGGGCAAGUCAAGCUCAUCACCAGCCGAACCACCGGCGAAAGGUACGCCUGCAAAAUGGUCAAAAAAAAGACUGGAGGCAGGAUAGCCAUAGAAGAUAUGUUCAGAAACGAGAAUGAAAUCCUUCAUAGACUGAGUCAUCCUCAUAUUGUUAAAAUAAUUGAGACCUAUGAGGAUAAAACUUAUUAUUACGCGGUGUUGGAGUUGUGUGAUGGCGGAGAGCUGUUUUCUAAGAUAGUUUCCCGUCGUCAUUUGAAAGAGCGAGAUGCCCGGUAUGUGUGUAAACAGAUUCUGAGUACUUUAGCUUAUUUGCACGGCCAGGGAGUUGUGCACCGGGAUAUAAAGGCGGAGAAUUUCUUGAUUCGAAAGCCCGUAGUCGAUUUGUGUGACUCGGACAUUGUAUUGAUAGACUUUGGUAUGAGUGCGUCGUUGAAGAGCGGGCGCGAAUAUUUGAAACACGUGUGUGGGAGUCCUCAUUAUGUCGCCCCGGAAUUAAUUCGGAAACGGUAUCGCGAACAGGUGGAUAUGUGGGCCUUCGGGAUCGUCGUGUAUCUGAUGAUGUACGGUCAGUACCCGUUCGAAGGACCCACGCAGAAAGACAUUGCGCAAAAGGUGCUCCGGCAAGAGCCGGAUUACAACCCGCGACGGCGCCGCAUUAGCCGUACGGCGAUAGACUUCAUCCGUAAAUGCCUGGUCAAGAACCCCAACGACCGACUCACUGCAGAAGCUGCUCUUAAACACCCAUGGAUAGUGCAAAAUGAACAACUUAUUGCUCCCCAACAACUCGGCGUCGCACUAACCACAAACCAACGGGAUAAGGACAUGGUACAGGAGACGCGACGGGACGACAUACUGAGGCGGCAGAGGGAAGCAGUCUUGAUGGCACAAACGUCUCCGUUAACCCUGGUCGCAGCCCAGACUGCUAUGACGACGCGUGUCACUUCGCCGUCUACCGUGAGCCACGUAACGCCCAUGACUGCGCAGGCGGGACAACCCGACGCUGAAAGAUACCUGUGCCGCACCAAUAGUCUCUUCACCCCGUCCUCCGUCAUCACCAGUCUGGCCUCGACCCCUCCGCCCGGGCGAUCUACGCAGGCCUUUGGCGCACGCUAUCAACCAGACGGUGCAAAAACCGGACCAGACGUCGAGGGGAGUGGUGACAGUGGUAUUCUACUUCUGGGGAGUGAAGAAGUGGACAGUCCCGAUAACAGCAUGCCGAGGAGUAACGGCAGUGAGGACGCCGGGAGUGACGACGGCAGUGAUGACGACGGUAGUGAUGACGACGGUAGUGAUGACGACGGCCUAGGUGGCGACGGAGUCGAUGAUGACGGUCAGAGCAGCGAUGAAGAGAGCGGCAAACGCGAACAGUCUGGCAAACACAGCGACCCAGGCUAUGGCGCGGACGGGUACCAGAGCGACAGCGACGAUGACAUCCCCUCCCACUAUCGCUCUAUAAAUAUCCAGCGGUUCGACAGCAGACGGAGUUUCUUGUCGCGCUCAGGGGGUACACCACGCUACCAAAGGGCCAGACAGAAAUUCAAAGAUCUUACAAAAACCGGCGAAUACAGACGACAGUUCAAGUAA